CAAAUGGGGAAGGGACACACAGUGGAACAGGAGCUGACCCUGACAGACUUCAUUGUAUCCGAUUCAGAAAUGAAGUUGUGCUUCUCCUCCAGUGCGUCUCUCUUUCUUGUCAUCAUCAUCAGUAAUUUCAUUCAGUUCAGUGAAGCACAAGACAAUGUACUGAAACUUCCUAGUGCUACAAGAAGUCCAACAAAUGCUUCAAAGCAACUAAAACCAACCUGGAACAGCGAGGGAAUCACCCACAGGACAAGAACCGCACCAACUACUAUGAAGCCAGAAACCACAGCUUCAAACCAACCAAAACCAACCAGGAACAGCGAGGGAUUCACCCCCAGGACAACAACCACACCAACUACUAUGAUGCCAGAGACCACAGACAAUGUACUGAAACUUCCUAGUGCUACAAGAAGUCCAACAAAUGCUUCAAAGCAACCAAAAACAACCAGGAACAGUGAGGGGUACACCGACAGGACAACAACCACACCAACUACUAAGAAACCAGAGACCAGAGACGAUAUACUGAACCUGUCUACUGCUACAAGAAGUCCAACAAAAGCUUCAGAGCAACCAAAACCAACCAGGAACAGCAAGGGAUUCACCCACAGGACAAGAACCACACCAACUACUAAGAAACCAGAGCCCAGAGACAAUAAAUUGAACCUGUCUACUUCUACAAGUACAACAAAAUCUUCAAAACAACCAAAACCAACCAGGAACAGCAAGGGAUUCACCCACAGGAUAAGAACUGCACCAGCUACUAAGAAACCAGAGACCAGAGCUCCGAUUGUGUAUAUAUGGGCCCUGGUACUCUCCCUAGCGGCUGUAAUCCUGCUGGGAGUGACAGCUGUCUGUCUCUACAGGAGACGUAAAAAUCGUAGAUCUGCAGGAAUCCAGCAAGAGCCAGCAAACAAUACUGAAUACAGCCUCUUAGGCUUGGCCGGUAAUUUGAACGCCGAUAACACAGCUGGGAAAGAGCAAAUCAUCUACUCCAUUGCAGACCAUCCUUCAAGUGGUAAACCACCAACUUACGAACUUGUAGGAAGUGGGGGCAAUACAGCACAGCAGGAAGAUCACCAGUAUGCCAGCAUCGGUGACCUGUCCUCUGCUGCCGUCACGGAACAGAACCCAGUCUACAGCCUUUUGCAGAACCACUGAGAAAACUGCUUUCUCACUGCAGUCUUAAAGCAAGCAUGUUAGAAUUUCUGUACCUUUUACCAGCUACAUAUUCACAGCAGAUAUUUACUGUGCUGAGAGCUUUGUGUGAUUUAGUCUUCAACUUUCAAGCAAUUUAAAAAUAUGCAGGCAUACAGUGAAACAAAACAGCUUUAUACCAAAUACAAGUUAGGCACACAUACUGUAACAAUAAUGAGUAAAUGAAUUUGCUGUACAUGGUGCAACUUUCGACUAACGCUGUGCAGUGAGUUUGUACAUUAUCUUAGUCUAUAGAUCUACUGUAAACAGCUUGCAGUGAAGAAUGAGUGGUGACAAGUGUAAGGCAGUCCUUCCAUUGUUAUGUGUAAAUGAUGUCAAAAGUGACCAGAGCAGAUGGCUGAAAUCUGUUAUCACUCUAAGUGGUUCAGUGGAAUUCCAGACCGGAGUGCCGAGGUACAAAUGUAAUGAAGAGUCUGAUGACAUGAGGACGUAAGCAUGAGGAAUGAUAGCAGAAUCUUAGGGGGUUGAAGAGGCCAUGGGAGGAGUGAGGAGGACUGCGGAGAAUAUGAAGAUUCCUUGGAUGACUGGCAGAGGAUCCCAAUGAUCUCCUUCACUGUCCUCACUGCGCAGUGCGGGGUACUGCGUUCUGGGGCUUUACAGCUCCCAUGCAAUAGGAAAGAAUUCUUUAUAUGUGUAUUACAGCUAUGUAUAUAUUUAUAUACAUUCUGUUCUGGUUAUAGCUUGUGAUUCUCAGAAUGAAAAUUUGAAACCAAGGCAGGAAAAACAUUCUGAGACUGAAUAUUUCAGAAGUUCCCUCUAAGCCAGGGGUAGGGAACCUGGUCCAUGGAGAGCUGGUGUGGGUGCGGGUUUUUGGGAUGACCUCUCUGUCAGCCAAUAAUAAAGCAGCGAUUCUCAACUCCAGUCCUUGGAAUCCACUGUUAUUGGCUGAUUGAGAGG
This is a messenger RNA of Brienomyrus brachyistius, 2109 nucleotides long. Its product is annotated as salivary glue protein Sgs-3-like. The transcript is spliced from 19 exons. The record is from RefSeq and is a predicted model, not a curated record. Bases 4 to 1155 code for a protein of 383 amino acids. NCBI's taxonomy places the organism in Eukaryota, Metazoa, Chordata, Actinopteri, Osteoglossiformes, Mormyridae.